Molecule: messenger RNA, 1870 nt
Organism: Scleropages formosus (Asian bonytongue)
Lineage: Eukaryota; Metazoa; Chordata; Actinopteri; Osteoglossiformes; Osteoglossidae
Product: eukaryotic initiation factor 4A-II-like
Exons: 11
Coding region: 66-1301 (411 amino acids)
Molecular function (GO): nucleic acid binding; ATP binding; RNA helicase activity
Source: RefSeq, a predicted model, not a curated record
AAGAUAAAACGAUUUGCGCCCCCAUUCCUCCUCCUUCAAUUGAGAACUAAAGCUUCGGACUGAACAUGUCAAGGGGUUCUGAGGAUUAUAGCAGCUCCAGAGACCAAGACCAUGGGGGCCCCGAUGGAAUGGAGCCUGAUGGUAUCAUCGAGAGCAACUGGAAUGAGAUUACAGACAAUUUUGAUGAUAUGAACCUCAAGGAGACCCUUCUGCGUGGAAUCUAUGCGUAUGGUUUUGAGAAGCCGUCAGCCAUUCAACAGCGAGCUAUUAUCCCAUGUAUUAAAGGCUAUGAUGUCAUUGCUCAGGCCCAGUCAGGAACUGGCAAGACGGCCACUUUUGCCAUUUCUAUCCUGCAGCAGCUGGAAAUAGAUCAGAAGGAGACCCAGGCUCUGGUUCUGGCUCCAACCAGAGAGCUGGCCCAACAGAUUCAAAAAGUAAUUCUGGCUUUGGGUGAUUACAUGGGUGCCACCUGCCAUGCCUGCAUUGGUGGCACCAAUGUUCGAAAUGAGAUGCAGAAGCUACAGGCUGAAGCUCCGCACAUAGUGGUUGGAACCCCGGGUCGGGUCUUUGAUAUGCUGAACAGGAGGUACCUGUCUCCUAAGUGGAUCAAGAUGUUUGUCUUGGAUGAAGCUGACGAAAUGUUGAGCAGGGGAUUCAAGGAUCAGAUCUAUGAAAUUUUCCAAAAACUGAGCACAAACAUACAGGUUGUGCUUUUAUCAGCUACAAUGCCAGCUGAUGUUUUGGAGGUGACAAAAAAAUUCAUGCGCGACCCAGUUCGUAUACUUGUGAAGAAGGAAGAGCUUACCUUGGAGGGUAUAAAGCAGUUCUACAUUAAUGUUGAAAGGGAGGAGUGGAAACUGGACACCCUUUGUGAUCUGUAUGAAACUUUGACAAUCACUCAAGCUGUCAUUUUUUUGAACACAAGAAGAAAGGUUGACUGGUUGACUGAGAAGAUGCAUGCAAGGGACUUCACUGUGUCUGCCUUGCAUGGGGACAUGGACCAGAAGGAAAGAGAUGUGAUCAUGCGGGAGUUCAGAUCAGGAUCUAGCAGAGUGUUGAUCACUACAGAUUUGCUGGCUCGAGGUAUUGAUGUGCAGCAAGUGUCUCUAGUCAUUAACUACGACUUGCCCACCAACCGAGAGAACUACAUUCACAGAAUUGGGCGUGGUGGUCGUUUUGGCAGAAAAGGAGUUGCUAUUAAUUUUGUUACUGAAGAAGACAAGAGGAUUCUUCGGGAUAUCGAGACGUUUUACAAUACUACUGUCGAGGAGAUGCCUAUGAAUGUGGCUGAUCUGAUUUAAAGCCUGGGAUGAGAUUUUAUGCAGUGCUCGCCGUUGUUGAAUAAAAGGGCAUUGUGCUUAUUUUAUUGGAAAAAUAUUGAAUCUUGUCUCAAUGCUGAAUGCAGAUCAGAAAUUUGGAUAUUUGCUAAGUGAAGCGACUUGGCUCGUGAGCUCUCGUGAGGACGGCCGUAGGCUCGAUCCUCCUAACAGGUAGACUGCUGGGGUGGGGAUACGAAAACAUGGGGUCUUUAAAUAUAUUUGGAUAUUUUUGUCUUAGUUCAAAUAAGCUGUGUGUAUUAGAUGUUCUAUAUCAUUUAAUUAUUUACUUGUGGACAAAGAGAUACAAGUGCUGUAUUAAAUCUGCCAAUUAUGUUAAGCUAACUAGUUACAGUAAAUUUUGGGUCAAAUUAGCUGCUUUCCAGAUUUCCUAGUUCGAGUUGUGAAGUGUGUAAGCUACGGUAUUUGUCGUGCUUUAUUUUUAAUUGUUUGCAUUUUUAGAUAAGCCAGUCAUUUACGAGACCCUUAAGUCAUUUGUUCCACUUGACCCACAUUACAGAAUAAAGAGGGAUGUGGUUGCUUUUGUGCAUUGA